Messenger RNA from Coccinella septempunctata (seven-spotted ladybird), 5629 nucleotides. RefSeq names its product guanine nucleotide exchange factor subunit Rich (gene Rich). NCBI's taxonomy places the organism in Eukaryota, Metazoa, Arthropoda, Insecta, Coleoptera, Coccinellidae. Gene Ontology annotation, biological process: intracellular protein transport; retrograde transport, endosome to Golgi. The record is from RefSeq and is a predicted model, not a curated record. The transcript is spliced from 21 exons. Gene Ontology annotation, cellular component: Ric1-Rgp1 guanyl-nucleotide exchange factor complex; cytosol; Golgi membrane. The coding region runs from base 60 to 4478 and encodes 1472 amino acids. Gene Ontology annotation, molecular function: protein binding.
UUUCAAAAUAAAUAAAAUAGGUUAUAUUUAAUUUUUUAAUUAUAUACAAUGAAAAGAAAAUGUAUUUUCCUAUAGGAUGGCCAAAAGUGUUGAGAAUACCUGAAGUAAGUCAAUUUGAUCUCCAACAAGUAAGUUGUAAUAGAGACAGGGUUUUGUUUUCGAUAUCAACUGGAGAUAGUUUAGGCAUUUGGUUUUGUAAGCCAUGUGUACCCAUUGUGUAUCAUCAAAGAACUUCCAAGUCUUUGGAGAAAUUUGGGACAAAUGUAUUGGCAGAAUGGAAACCCGACUCAAGUAUGAUAGUUGUAGUGACCUCCGAAGGACACUUACUAUUCUACAAAAUCGGAGUAGCCUCUGAUCAGAAGGGACUUUAUAUGCAAACAGAUUCCCCUCAAGCAAAUUUGCGAAGAGAUACUGCCGAGUUAUUCAUCAAGGAAGUGAUUCCUUCACUUUUUCUAGAAUUGUGCAAUGAAGUAUUUGUUUGGGAUGGGAGAAUUACAGGAAUUGUUUGCAUAACUAUGAAUGAAUUUAUGGUAUCAACUUCUGAGGGUCAUGUACUCAGGUAUAGGUGGGAUGGGACACAGUACAGGGACUAUAAUUUAGAUUUGCGUAGAAUUCCAUUUUGUAUCAAUCAGCAAGUAUCAAAGGCAAUACCCAUUGUUGAGGAAAAUACUUUUAUUGUAGAUAUUGAUUAUUCUCCUCUGGUUGGAGGGUUUUCAAUUGUAUUAAAUGAUGGUAGAGCAGCUUUUUUAACAGCCUCUUCCUUAAAAUUUGAUCCAAAUCAAGUUCAAGGAAUUUGGGCUCAAGGUAUCGAAGAUGCAACUUGUACAAGAAUUAAUCAUAAGUACAGACUGAUUACUUUCGGGAGAGCUAAUUCUGAAUGUAUAGUAUAUCAUGUAGAUGAAAGUACUGGUGGUUUAGAAAUAUCUCAUAAUUGCCAAUUAAGCACUAAAGACUACCCAGGUUAUCCAGGUGAAAUAAACAACAUGCUUUGGACACCAGAUAGCUGUGCCCUCGUGGCUUCUUGGACUAAAGGUGGUAUAGUUAUAUGGUCUACGUUUGGUGCUCUUCUUAUGUGUUCUCUUGGUUGGGAUUAUGGACUUAAUGUUGACGUACAGAAAUCCAACCCAUUACAAAUAUUAUCCAUGGAAUUCGCCGCAGAAGGAUAUCAGUUAUGGUUUAUUCAAAAAAAGCCAUUGAAUAAUUAUAAACCUACAGAAGAUUCUGGAGACCAGGAAAAGUUUGAGACAAGUUUACUUCAAAUGGAUUUUGUUAAAAGUGCUCUUGCUGCGAAUCCUUGCAUGAGUCACCAAAGUCAUUUGUACCUCCAGGGCGAAGAUAAGUUAUAUGUCAAUUCGGUUGACACUUUGUUGAAAAUAUUUUCAGAAAAAACAAGCAAGGAUGAAGGUUUGCUUGGAGAAUAUGAAUCUUUAGCAGAGGGAAGACAAUGGUUGAUAAUUUCCGUCCCCUCAGCUUAUUCUGGAACAAACUGGCCGAUAAGAUACUCGGCCAUUGACACCAACGGAUCAAAUAUAGCGAUAGCUGGAAGAACCGGCGUGGCUCAUUAUUCGUUACAAACAAGAAAAUGGAAACUUUUUGGUAACGAAACACAGGAAAAAGAUUUCGUAGUAACUGGGGGUUUGUUGUGGUGGAGAGAUUACAUGGUCAUGGGCUGUUACAGUAUAAUUGAAAAUGCAGAUCAACUCCGAUUUUAUCCUAGAGAGGCAAAGUUAGAUAAUAAAUUUGCAAAAAUUUUAGACGUGACAUCGUCGGUUCUGCUAAUCAAUAUCCUACAGAAUAACUUAAUCACCUUUGGUACUGACAAUCAAGUUUGCAUUUGGCUGUUGAAACAGCAUGAUACAGCUGGAAAAGUUGAUGUAUCAAGAGUACAACUUAUUGAUAUUUCAUCUCUUGCGCCCCAUUCUGCUUGUAUUGCUUCAAUUACAUUAACCUCCCUAAGGACUGAAAUAGGACGUGGCCAACAACAGUACGCUGAAAGUAUGGUUGUUAAUGUGAGUGGUCGAUUAUUACUAGUCCAAAGAGAAGUUUCCAAUGAGAAUAGAUAUACGUGCUCCAUGCCAACAGUUCUUGCAAGCUGUGUAGAGAAUGUUUGGGUUCCUGCGAGAAGACAACAAGAUAAGGUCCACCUGACUGAAGCUCUGUGGUUAUUUUGUGGAUCACACGGUAUGAGAGUAUGGUUACCACUAUACCCAAGAGACAAAGAUAAAGGUCAUACAUUCAUGUCCAAGAGAAUAAUGUUACCGUUCCACCUAAAAAUAUACCCGUUAGCAAUAUUAUUUGAAGAUGCUAUAAUUUUGGGAGUAGAAAAUGACACAGUCCUCUAUUUGUCCGAUGCAAUGACGCCAUUCUCCUUACCUUUCAGUGUUCUUGAAAGAACUAGCCAGGUUUAUCUUCAUCAAAUACUGAGGCAGUUGAUCAGGAGAAAUUUGGGUUAUCAUGCCUGGGAAAUAGCUAGAAGUUGCAUGAGUUUACCAUAUUUUCCCCAUUCUUUGGAACUUUUAUUACAUGAGGUAUUAGAAGAGGAAGCAACGAGCAAGGAGCCAAUUCCAGAUGCUCAGUUACCUAGUGUUAUUGAAUUUAUUAUGGAGUUUCCAGUUUAUUUGCAAACAGUUGUUCAGUGUGCUAGAAAAACAGAAAUAGCUCUUUGGCCAUACCUAUUCUCGGCAGCAGGGAAACCUAAAGAUCUUUUUCAAGAGUGCAUGACGAAGGGAGAAUUGGACACUGCUGCAUCAUAUCUGAUAAUUCUGCAGAAUCUAGAGACCUCUUCAGUCAGUCGACAAUACGCCACCCUACUUCUAAAUACAGCUUUGGAUCAGUCAAAAUGGGAAAUAGCUAAAGACUUAGUUCGGUUCCUAAGAGCAAUUGAUCCGAAUGAUGUAGAAUCUCCAAGAAAUUCAUUCAUUUUACCCGUCAAGUUGGGUUUGCCACCCCAGACACCCCCAGUGGCUGCGAAUGCAGAGGAUAUUUCAUUAGUUUUGGGAAAUGUAAAAGGUCCUAGAGUUCGGAGUUUUAGUACAACAGUAUCUCCUAAAUUGUCCAGUAACAAUAUGUCUAAUGUGAAUUCCAUAUCUGAAACUCUGUCAGGUGUAAGGAAGAAGUCGGUACCUAACUCUGGUGAAACUAAAAGCGAAGUGAAGGCUUCUGGAGGUUCCUCCGCAGAAGAGUUUUUUAUUGAUGUUAUACUACAGAAACAUGCGAGAAGGUUGCUUUCUAGUCAGCAUCUGAUUGAUUUAGGAUAUUUCGCAGCUCAUUUGGAUUUCCAUUUAGUUACCUGGUUGGCUAAGGAACGUGAUCGUGCCGCAAAAAUUGAUGAUUUUGUUGCGGCUUUCAAAAAACUCCAUUAUGAUUUUGAAUGGCCUUAUCCGAGUGUCACUAUUACUGCUACCGAUAAUACAUCAGCACCUCAGUCGCCUUCCGAUAGUGUGAAUUCCAACAUAGCGGACUAUUUGAAAGCAUUAAAAUUAGACGUUGAUCAUUAUUUGAAUGUUUCGAGCAGAGUGGGAGAUAGCGGUUAUAUGAGCUUUCAAGGACAACCUUACUCGGGGCUUACAGGACAAAUGGACACAAAUGAAAUAUCAAGUCAGACAGUAGGUACAGAAAUUGAGGAACUUGAUAAUGUAGGUAGUGACCAUGAAAUCCAAGAAGAAGUGACCAUGUGUGCCAAAACUCAAAUUCAGCAAGAAACCCCUCCUUGCACUUCAACAUUGACUAAAAAUGAUUUAUUUGGUGGGACUCUCAAUUUGAGACAAAAAACUACAGAAUUUCCUUCACAUGUCGCUGGAUCUGUAACAAGUCAAUCGAGUUCUACUUUGAGAGACGAAAAGGAUCUGUCGGAUUCUUUCAGUACUGAGAAUUGGGAAAUUCCUUCUUCUCAAAUUUUGGAACACCUAGCGAAAUCUGGGGGCAGGGGUAAUCAUAAAUCUGAGGUGCAGUUAAGGUAUUUGUUACAAUUAUUUUUGGAAGCAAGUUGUCUGGAGUGGUCUUUAUUGAUAUCUAUUUUGCUCAGAGAUGCUAUGGCAGUGGUUCGAACUGUGAAUGCUGCUAAAUCUUCAGAUCAAUCAAUUGAAUCAGUUACAAGACUAAGACAACAUUUAUUGUUGCUCCAUUAUUGGACCAAUACAGAAUGUUUGGCCUAUCGCACCUUCAUGUUAGCCAUACAAAAUCAAAUUUCCGUCCUGACGAAAAUACUCACAACAAAACACCAACAACAGCAAAUCGUCGAAUAUCAGCAAGCUCUCACAGCUACCUUGAAGAAAUCGUCACCUCCAUCCUCGAGUAGAUCUCGCCAUAAUAGUACAAAUCAAGAUAACCUUAGUCAUGGUUCUAAAAAAGAUAGUUUUGUUAGUGCUAAUGAGAAAAAGCUCAAUGAAAUUAUUGUACAGAAUUCUGUAGAAGAAGAACGACUGAGUGAUUCCACUAAUGAGGACACAUCUGAUGGUAGAGGUUGUAAUAUAUCAUAAUUUUUUUUAUUUAUAUUUUGUUGUACUCAUAUUCAUAUUUUAUAUCUUGUUUUUGGUUGUAGAAUAUGUAGGUUGAUAUUCAAUUGUCAAUAUCGAUUUUUAUUUUUUUUUACUUGUUUUAUAGGUAUGAAAAAUAUUCCAUUUUGUUCCCAAGCAGUAGCAAAUUGUAAAAGAGUUUAAUGCAUUUUAUUUUAAUUCUACAUCCACAAUGAAAAAUGAGAAUUGAUUUCAUUGAAAAUAUGUUUACGACUGUUAUAACUUACAAAUUAUUAUAUUCAAUAGGAAUCAUGUGAAGCAUUCAUGACAACGAUCAAUAGAAUAUAAUUUGUAUUCACAAUGAAAGCUGAUGACGCAUUCCUAAUUUUAUAAUGAUCAUAAUCCAGAAAUUUUGUUUGAUUAAAAUCAAAUAUUGAAAACUUAUUCUAUGAGAUGUUGAAACAAAGAGUCCUAGUUGUUGAGAAGAAUAACGUCUUGAAUUUUUUUUUAUUCGCGUGGAAAACUGGAAAAGAAAGUCACCCUCUAAGUUACUCGCUUAUUUAUUGCACUAUCCAUAUUUUCACCACUAAAUGGUUGAUUUGGAUAGAGAAUAUAAUGCGAUAUUCAAAAUCUAAUGAGAUUCGUUAGCAUAGGCCACUAUAACAAAUUGUCAAAAUCGUCGUUGAUGUUGGUUACCGUCGUACAGGCAAACUUUUGUACACACCGGCUGUAAGAAACACUAUGCCUGUCCCAAACCAACGACUUUGAAAAUUCGAUCGAGGGCCCCGUAUGUUUAGGGAGUGAAGGAAAAAAUCAUGGGAAUAUAAUGAAAUAACAAAAUAUCUCAAGGAAUCAUUUUGCUACUGCAUUUUGACCACUAAUGAUUUAGCUAACAUUUUGCUCUAUAUGUAAUAUUAUAAAAAUUACAUUUUGAAACAAUAACUUCAACCUAUUCCUUUAAUAAAUGUGAUAGCAAUCAAGAUAGCGGUAAGAAAAGACAUUUAUUAUUCCAUUGAGGUUUGAUGCAAAAUGUUCUUUUCUACAUUUUAUUGAUAAGUUGAAUGGAACAGUUCUGUUAUUAUUUCAUAUAGAUUUGUAUUAGAGGGAGUAUCGGAUCUUGUACUGAUAUUUUGAAACUUUUACCUUCAUUAAAAGCUACUAAGACUUUCUUCUAA